Zygotorulaspora mrakii is the source of this 681-nucleotide messenger RNA. It is a transcript of the gene MND1, whose product is annotated as Mnd1p. The record is from RefSeq and is a predicted model, not a curated record. NCBI's taxonomy places the organism in Eukaryota, Fungi, Ascomycota, Saccharomycetes, Saccharomycetales, Saccharomycetaceae. The coding region runs from base 1 to 681 and encodes 226 amino acids. The transcript has 2 exons. Gene Ontology annotation, molecular function: double-stranded DNA binding. Gene Ontology annotation, biological process: reciprocal meiotic recombination.
AUGCCGCCCAAGAGAGUGGUAGUUACCAUGGAAGAGAAAAAAGCUCGUCUUUUGAAAUUCUUCCAGGACGAGUACUCUUUUUACACUAUGAAGGAGCUAGAGAAAUUAGUCCCAAAAAAGUGUGCCGGGGUGUCGCCAAUGAUAGUGAAAGAUCUCAUUCAGCAGAUGAUUGAUGAAGAUGGACUGAUAACAGUUGAAAAAUGUGGCAAUAUUAAUGUCUACUGGUGUUUCAAAAACCAAAUUUUCCAGAAAAUUUAUGACAAUUGCUUGAGGCUUAGUAAACAAAUCGAUACCACUGUCCAGGAAGUUAGCGAAAUGAAGAAAAAUCUCGAGAAAACAAGAGAUACUGAUAGAUGUAUGUUGUCAUAUGGUUCCGAAGGCUCUGUCGUAUUUGAUAGAGAAGAGCAAAUGAGAAAGAGUGCUGAAAUUGCAGAAAAAUUAAAACCUUUACAGUUGAGAUUCCAGCAGCUUUCUGAAAGCAGAUGGAGCGAUAAGAGUAUCAUAGAAAAGAGAGAGAGUAUCGUUAAACAACUUGAUCAGAUUAACUCCUUUGCAGAUGACAUUGAGAUCAUAAUUGAAUAUUUCAGUGAAAAGUAUCAUAUUGAAUCAAAGUUGAUUAAGAAAGAACUCGAAAUUCCUGAAGAAUUUGAAGAGUUUGAAAUUCAAUUUUGCAAUUUAUAG